CCAACAUAAUCAGACUAAUCCAGUGUACCAAAGAAGGCAGUUAGGGCAUCAAAAUCCCCGCCAUUUUCCUGUUCUGCUUACUCCCUUCACUCACCCAGAGUCGGCUCUCUGCUCUCACCAAUGGCCACAAACGAAGAAGAAAAAUCAGAGACUCCAAUUUCUUCAAAGCCCAGUCCAAGCCCCAAGGACAUUGUGUCCCACUCGCCGUCGUCACAACCCAAGAAGAACGACACCUCUCCGCCUUCUAAGGUGUCGUUGAGUCCCAAACAGUUCAUCGUCUCAGCCGCGGCCAACAUCUCCUCUCAGCCUCUCCCGACCAACGAUCCGAACGUUUGGGGCGUUCUCACCUCUAUAUCCAACAAUGCCCGCAAACGCCAGCAGGGUAUGAAUAUGCUUUUGACUGCGGAUGAGCAUUGCAUUGGCCGAUUAGUAAAGGAAACAAGUUUUCGAAUUGAUUCAAAUUCAGUAAGCGCGGUACAUUGCAAGAUAUAUAGGAAGAGAGUGACCAAUGAAGAUACACAGCAGUCGUCCAAUUGUUCUACAUCUGUUUUCUUAAAAGAUACGAGUACAAAUGGGACAUAUCUUAACUGGGAGAGGUUGAGAAAGAAUAGUCCUGAAUUUAAAAUGCAACAUGGAGACAUCAUUUCAUUUUCUGCUCCUCCACAACAUGAACUUGCUUUUGCAUUCGUAUAUCGAGAAGUUCUUAGCUCUGUUCACCCAGCAGAAGGUGCAUCUGCAAAAAGAAAAGCAGAUCAUGCGGAUGAACUUACCUGUGAAAAAAAGAGACUAAAAGGUAUUGGCAUUGGUGCUCCUGAGGGUCCUAUAUCUCUUGAUGAUUUUCGGAGUCUUCAGCGGUCAAACAAGGAACUCAGGAAGCAAUUGGAAGAUCAGGUGCUUACAAUAGAUACAUUACGUAAUGAAAAUCGCACAACUAUUGAGCGACAUGAAAAUGAAAUCAAAGAGAUAAAAGAAGCAAUUGCGAAGUCAUACCUUGUCCAGCUCAAAGAAUUGCAAAUUCUGUCGGAUGUUAAGCAAAAAGAGCUUGUAGAGGUCAAUAGGAUAUCAGCUGAACAAAAGCAUGCUAUAGAAGACCUGAAUGAAAGACUUAGUGCUUCCAUGCAGUCAUGUACUGAAGCAAAUGAAAGAAUGAAGAGUCAGAAGGCAUCUAUAGCUGAACUUAAGGUUCAGUUAGAUGAGGAGCGAGACCAAAGGCGAGAAGAACGAGAACAGGCUUCUGCUGAUUUAAAGGCUGCAGUGCAAAGAGCUCAGCUUGAGGCUCAAGAGGAACUGCAACGACUAUCAGAUGUUUAUUUAAAACGGGAAACAGAGCAAAAAGAAGUAAUUAAUAAGCUUGAGGAAUCACUGAGACAGAGCUCAGCACAACUGGAAGAUAUGGUGGCCAAGCUGGAAGACACUAGGCAGAAAUUGGUUAAUUCUGAGAAUAAAGUUCGCCAACUGGAAAGCCAAGUUUGUGAAGAACAGAAGGCCUCAGGAAAUGCAAGAAAAAAAGUGGAAGAACUUGAACAUGAAAUGAAAGGAUUGAGGAAAGAACUUGAGACUGAGAAGCAGGCGGCCCGAGAAGAAGCAUGGGCUAAAGUUUCUUCCCUUGAGCUUGAAAUAAAUGCAGCAAUGCAUGAUCUUGAUUACGAGAGAAGGAGGCUAAAAGGUGCCAGGGAAAGAAUUAUGCUUCGAGAGACACAGCUACGAGCAUUUUAUUCUACAACUGAGGAAAUCUCCGUUCUGUUUGCAAAGCAGCAGGAACAACUGAAGGCAAUGCAGAGAACUCUGGAAGAUGAGGACAAUUAUGAGAAUACAUCAAUUGAUAUUGACCUUAAUGUACCACUGAAUCAGAACUUAAAUGGAACCAUAGUUAGAGAAAAGGCUACUACUGGCUAUCAUGACAAUAGUACCACAAGGAGAGGCUCCACUACUUCAGCUCAGAAAGUUAAUGGUUCUAAUGAUGAAGCCAGUGUUACUGAGAAGCAUGACUGUGGUAUGAGAAGUCAAGAUGUUGGUGAAAACACGCAGGAGGCAGAAUAUACAAGUGCUGAUCGUUCUGUUAAAGGUGUCUUUGGUUCUGACAUUGAUGGUGUUUGUACAACACCUAUUCUAGAAGGAGAUACCAUUGGAACUGAGCGUGUUCUCGAAACUGAAAGCUUGGGAAUCGAGGUUGAACCAAAUAUUGAUUUGAACAGGUGUGAAACUCUAGGUGGAGAUACAAUGCAGUUUGAGUAUGAAACUAAUGCACAUGAAAGUGAUGAACGGAUCCAAACAACUUGCCGAGGUACUUCUGUACAUUCUCAGUCGAAUAAAACUCAUGAGACUAAAAAAUCCACAGAAGACACUGAACCUGGAGACACGAUCAGGACAGCUGACGGUGGUGAGAAUGAAUCACCUAAAAUUAGAGACAAUGAUAAGGAUUGUGCCAUGGCUUUGCAUGGUUCUAAUGGUCUGGUAACUGAGAGUCAAAGUACAUCUUCUGAGGGUGUUACUCCUAGGAUUAACGAUGAACGUCAAGCAUUGAGUGAGAUGAUUGGGAUUGUUGCUCCUGAUUUAAAGGAGAAAUUUGUGCUUGCUGCUAUCUCUGACUCGGAUACUGAAGAUUGUGCUGACAGCGAGGAAGAUAAUUACAAAAUAGUUGCAAAGUCUGGAACAAUGUCAGAUGCAGAGACAGAGGGAAGCAACCAAGCUGAUGUUGAUCAAAAGCAUAACGAUCUAAUGGACGAUGACGACGAAACUACAGGUGAAGAUUCCCUCGGGUAGCAGGCAUGCCUAUAUGGGUAUGAAACCAUGUUCAUAUUGAACAUUUUCACCUCCUUUUCAGUUUCCAGUCUGUAUGUAUUCAUUUUAGU
This is a messenger RNA of Hibiscus syriacus, 2852 nucleotides long. Its product is annotated as early endosome antigen 1. NCBI's taxonomy places the organism in Eukaryota, Viridiplantae, Streptophyta, Magnoliopsida, Malvales, Malvaceae. The transcript has 13 exons. The record is from RefSeq and is a predicted model, not a curated record. Bases 121 to 2763 code for a protein of 880 amino acids. Gene Ontology annotation, molecular function: protein binding.